Messenger RNA from Podarcis lilfordi (Lilford's wall lizard), 1220 nucleotides. The record is from the annotation of a GenBank genome assembly. Lineage: Eukaryota; Metazoa; Chordata; Lepidosauria; Squamata; Lacertidae.
AUGGCGCCCAAGAGAAAGUGCUCAUCCGAAUCGACUCGCAAUAGGAAUGCAAUCCCACGCAGCGCGGCUAGCACAUCGCGCGGGAACCCAGGAAAGAAUAAUAACCAGAAACCUAUUGCGCAUUUCCUUAAGGCAUUUAGGUCUUUCAUAGACGAUUACGAACAAAGCUUCCCAGAACAACCCAGCAGCCCUCCCUCUUCUCCCGACGCCAUCCCGGAUACGCAGGUGGUUCCAGAGAGUCCACGGUCCUCCCAUUACGAUGAGCUUCCUAGCACCUCAGCCGCUCUAUUCAGCGAUGCCCAACUGUCAAGGGCGGGAUCAUACAGUAGAUCGGAGCCGGUUCGGACUAGGUCCCAAUCUAAAUCUUCAUCUGCGUCUCGUGCGAGGGGGAAGGUGACAGCUAAGUCGACGCGUGUUAAUAACCCUGUUGCCCCCAGUUCUUCCAAUCGCUCACAGGAAAAGCGGCCCAGGGCGCAAUUACCGGAAUCAGCUUCUUCUUCCGCAGCCGAGGAUGAGCAGCAGGAACAAGGGGAGGCCCUCAGUACGCCUUCAGAAGACAAGCCAUCAGGGAAGAGGCGUGAGAAGAAGAAGCACAUCUGCAGGAAAAGCAAGUCAAGGAGGGACGACACCGACGAGGAGACAGGUAGUUCUUCUUCCGAGUAUGAUAGUGAUGCGUCCUUAGGGUCUUACUGGGGUAAGGGAGAGGAAGUUUCCGGACUUCCCGACUGGGCUCUCUCUAGGAGGGCCAACAGCCAUCGAAAGAAGUUCGGGGGGACUCAGGAGUGGAAGGACGGAGCUCUGGUAAAGGCUUCUACAAUUUCCACUUACUCAACGUCCGAUGUUAUACCCGGUGACCAUCUCUCCCCCAAAUUGCGUGCAAAAAUUUUGAAUGGUGAGUUUGUCGAUAUGUUCAAGCUAGUUCCCCCAACAGAGGAGUUAGGUAGGGGCGAAAAGAGGCCUUCCCACGGAAAACGGAAAAGCAGGUACCCUUCCGUGCCUCGGACAUUCGAGAACUGGCUAGACGGGUUUCAGGCCUUUAUGGGGACAAUAGUUGCAGCCUAUCCUAAACGGGCUGUUCACUUGGUUGCUUACCUUUCUCACAUUCGAACGGCUUGCGCCCUCUCGGGGGAAGCCGCCGCCAUAAAUUAUGACAAGAAGUUUCGUAGAAAGGCCUCCAGGAUCCCACUUGCACGCUGGGACCAGAUCGAAAAUGGCAUCUG